Parastagonospora nodorum SN15 is the source of this 609-nucleotide messenger RNA. RefSeq lists its product as hypothetical. The transcript has 2 exons. Lineage: Eukaryota; Fungi; Ascomycota; Dothideomycetes; Pleosporales; Phaeosphaeriaceae. The coding region runs from base 1 to 609 and encodes 202 amino acids. The record is from RefSeq and is a predicted model, not a curated record.
AUGGCACUCUGUGCUGACUCUCGUUGGGACGCAGGCAUUGGCAUAACAGAUGCACUAAAGCUUGUGAAGCUAUGUAUCAGUGCGAUGAGGUUUGGUGACUAUCAGCACAGCUAUCCUCGUUUUGGGGGUUCACUUGAUCAGUACAAUGCCAGGUGCAGCAGAAUCGCAGAUCAACUCCGCCAGGCGGGCCACUAUCGAACCGCGUACACCGGUCUACCGCUUUCAGACACUAUAAUGAAUAUCAAAGAGACGGUUACGGCUCAACUCGAAGGCAUUAGAUCGACUGGGCUUACAGCCUUGGACAACGCCCUCAUGAGGCUAGAGGAGGAAAUGAGGAUACAAGGUCUGGCCAUGCCGGAGUACUGGAUUACUAGGAAAUAUUCCUGCGAAUAUGUGUACUGGAAAUGGGACGACUAUCGUAAAGACUACUUCUAUUGGAAUACACAGGGAUAUUUUGAGUAUUACAAAGGUGGCAAGGUUAAUCAGGACGGAACACCAUACGUAUGGCGAGACAGGACUAAGCCAGGCAAACAACGUGAAAGAAAAUGGCGGAGAAGGAGAAAACAACGACACUGUAGCUGGAAGUUCGGCGGAGUGAUCGUACGCUGA